AUGGGAUUUGAUAACAAGGACAGUGGUUUUGAUGUUGUAAAUCGAACUAGAUCAGUACCUGAUGUCGGCAUGUUUGGACCAUCAGAUUCGACGAUCUUACCUCUACUAUGGAAUUGGAUUGAUAAUACUUUAGGUGAUGACAAAGAACGUAAGCUAAUGACCAGUUUGCUCUUGACUGGAACACAUAAACCAUUUGUUAUGCCGCGCACUGAAUCAAUCUAUCACAAUUAUAUCGAAUAUACAUGCGCAAACAAAUAUCUCAACACAAUACAAGUGGUUGAUGAUGCUUUGAAAACUAUCAUUGAUGGUUUAAAAUUGCGAGGAUUGUACAAUGAGACAUUGAUCGUCAUAGCUAGCGAUCAUGGAUAUGCAUUUCGUGAUUGGGGUCAAACAUAUCUUGCUACAUGGAGAGUUUUGUACGAAGGUGCAUUUUUGGUUCCACUAAUGCUACACAAUCCAUAUCUUGAAGCAAAGCAACUAGAUGGACAAUAUACAAAUAUGGAUAUCUUGCCGACCAUUAUGGAUAUAUUGUUAUCAUCACAGGAGACUGCUCAUGAAAGCACUAAUCGCCUACUCACUGCACGGCAAGAUCAACUUAACUUGAUCUUGUCACGAUACGAAGGAACAUCUCUUCUUCGUCUACCCAUCGAAUAA
Molecule: messenger RNA, 654 nt
Organism: Rotaria sp. Silwood2
Lineage: Eukaryota; Metazoa; Rotifera; Eurotatoria; Philodinida; Philodinidae
Source: the annotation of a GenBank genome assembly